AUGGCUACGAACGAUUCUUCAAAGAGUAUCGAGAUGGAGGAUGUUCGACCUGGAAGUCAACGAACGCUUACACCCUCGGAUAAUGUCAGUGUGACAGGUAAGGUGCGGGAUGAAGAGGCGCCUAAGGAGCAAGAUGUUGUGCAGCCACAGGAUCCCAACGCUGUUGGAUGGGAUGGACCCGAUGAUCCCAACAAUCCCAUGAACUGGUCUGGAAAGAAGAAGUGGUCUUGUAUUGGUGCUUUGUCGGUUAUGACCCUUCUAACACCCCUCGGCUCAUCGAUGUUCGCACCCGGUGUCCCAGACAUCAUGCGGGAAUUCGAAACCUCGAACCGCAACAUCGCCACCUUCGUCGUCUCCGUCUACGUCCUCGGCUUCGCUUUCGGUCCUCUCUUGGCUGCUCCCCUUAGCGAAACAUACGGCCGUGCCAUCGUCUUCAACGUAGCCAACGUCCUCUUCCUUAUUAUGACCAUCUGCACCGCCCUGAGCCAGAACAUGCCCAUGCUCAUCGUCUUCCGUUUCCUGAUGGGCUUCUUUGGUUCCACGCCCAUCACCAACGGUAGUGGCACUAUCUCUGAUAUCUUUCCUGUGCAGGAGAGAGGUAAGGCCAUGGCUGUCUGGGCUAUGGGACCUUUGCUAGGACCCUGUAUUGGACCGCUUGCAGGUGGUUACAUGGUUCAAGCUAUUGGAUGGCGAUGGGUGUUCUGGGUGAUUGCUAUCUUCACUGGUGUUGUCAUGGUCCUCUGCUACUUUGUUGCACCGGAGACGUACGCACCUAUCCUUCUUCGUAAGAAGGCAAAGAAGCUCCGAAAGGAGACAGGCAACCAAGAUCUCUACUCUGUACUGGACGUCGCUGGCGUCACAGCCAAGCAGCGUUUCCAGGGUGCCAUCAUCCGCCCGAUGAAACUCCUUGUAACUCACCUUCCAGUCUUCAUCCUCUCACUCUACGUGGCUAUCGUCUACGGUGUGCUAUACCUAAUGUUCAGUACCUUCACCUUCGUCUUCGCCAUGCAGUACGGUUUCGGAACAGGAACAGUCGGUCUGGCCUACCUCCCUACUGGUAUCGGUAUGCUCUUCGGCACAAUGACCUUUGGAGUCUUGACGGAUAUUGUUGUAAAGAAGAAGAUUGCCAAGAAUGGCAAGACGGUGCCUGAGGACCGACUGCCUAUCUGGAUGACGCUACCUUCUGGUUUGCUCAUUGUUGCUUCUUUGUUCUGGUACGGUUGGUCGACGGAUCAGCACACGCAUUGGAUUGUGCCUAUGAUUGGCGUUGCCCUUUUCUGCUUUGGACUUAUGGGUAUUAUGAUGUGCCUGCAAACAUACCUCGUCGAUGCCUACAUCCAGUAUGCGGCUUCAGUGGUUGCCGCCAUGACUGUCCUUCGAUCUCUGGCUGGUGCCCUGCUUCCUUUAGCUGGUUUGUCCAUGUAUGACGACCUUGGCCUUGGCUGGGGUAACAGUAUUCUGGCUUUCCUGGCUCUAGUGCUUGUGCCUGUGCCGGUCAUAUUCUGUUUGUACGGACCCAAGAUCCGAGCAAAGACUCCCAACAAUCUUGAGUAG
Messenger RNA from Fusarium coffeatum, 1554 nucleotides. RefSeq lists its product as uncharacterized. The coding region runs from base 1 to 1554 and encodes 517 amino acids. The transcript has 5 exons. Gene Ontology annotation, biological process: transmembrane transport. The record is from RefSeq and is a predicted model, not a curated record. Gene Ontology annotation, molecular function: transmembrane transporter activity. NCBI's taxonomy places the organism in Eukaryota, Fungi, Ascomycota, Sordariomycetes, Hypocreales, Nectriaceae.